This is a messenger RNA of Echinostoma caproni, 303 nucleotides long. Lineage: Eukaryota; Metazoa; Platyhelminthes; Trematoda; Plagiorchiida; Echinostomatidae. The record is from the annotation of a GenBank genome assembly.
AUGUCCACAUUGUAUCGCCUCCAGACUGAUAGCGAUCCUUUGGACCGAAAUGAUAUUCACAUAUUGUUAGAAUGGACUUUAGCCAAAUUGGCCUGCAGUUUGAACAAACCGAAUAAACAAACUCUUGUUCCACCAGAUACAGCUAUGGUAUUGCUUCGAGCUACCCCGGUCACAAAAAUUCGUAACUUGGGAGGCAAAUUGGGAACGGCUAUCGUGAAUCGAUUUGGUAUUGAAACUCUAGGACAGUUGGCCGAGAUCAGUCUGUCCGAGUUAAUCAAGGAGUUUGGCGAUAAAACUGCGUGA